Vidua chalybeata is the source of this 513-nucleotide messenger RNA. Its product is annotated as homeobox-like protein HDP1. NCBI's taxonomy places the organism in Eukaryota, Metazoa, Chordata, Aves, Passeriformes, Viduidae. The transcript is spliced from 2 exons. The record is from RefSeq and is a predicted model, not a curated record. Bases 63 to 503 code for a protein of 146 amino acids.
UCAGUGAGGUCAAUGGGGUCAUUGGGAUCAAUGGGGUCAAUGGGGUCAUUGGGAUCAAUGGGAUGAAUGGGAUCAGUGGGGUCAUUGGGAUCAAUGGGGUCAAUGGGGUCAUUGGGAUCAAUGGUAUUCAGGGGGUCAUUGGGAUCAAUGGGGUCAAUGGGGUCAAUGAGGUCAAUGGGGUCAAUGAGGUCAAUGGGGUCAUUGGGAUCAAUGGGAUGAAUGAGAUCAAUGGGGUCAUUGGGAUCAAUGGGGUCAUUGGGAUCAAUGAGGUCAAUGGGGUCAUUGAGGUCAAUAGGAUCAAUGGGGUCUAUGGGAUGAAUGAGAUCAUUGGGAUCAAUGGGAUCAUUUGGAUCAAUGGGAUCCAAGAGGCCUCAGGGAAUGGGGAGCAGCGGGAUGAGGAUGAGGAGGAUGAGGAUGAGAGGAUGAACGCUCGCACGAGGUCCCAGGGGACCGGGAUGAGUUUUGGGAUGAGGAUGAUAAUGAGGAUGAGGAUGAUGGGAUGAAGGCUCACAC